Strongylocentrotus purpuratus (purple sea urchin) is the source of this 11651-nucleotide messenger RNA. Its product is annotated as DNA polymerase theta. NCBI's taxonomy places the organism in Eukaryota, Metazoa, Echinodermata, Echinoidea, Camarodonta, Strongylocentrotidae. The transcript has 28 exons. Gene Ontology annotation, molecular function: DNA binding; DNA-directed DNA polymerase activity; ATP binding. Bases 167 to 10120 code for a protein of 3317 amino acids. The record is from RefSeq and is a predicted model, not a curated record. Gene Ontology annotation, biological process: DNA-templated DNA replication; double-strand break repair via alternative nonhomologous end joining.
GGAACAUUUGGAGCGGACCAUUUAAAUUUUCAUCAACAAAAAAUAAACAAGCGUGACCGGUGACCGUGGCAGUUCGGGAUGUCCGUCAAAAGACGAUGAAAUUAUCGUGAUCAGCUCCACUCCUGGCUCCUCGAUCUUGUGACCUACUAGUGUGCGUGUGUGUGGAAUGAAGAAACUGACCCAGACAUGGAAGCAACAGAAGGUGUCAAAACUCCGGGACAGUUCCUUCACCACCGCCAGCAGCAAGACCCAGUUGGUACCAUCCCAAGAUGGUGGCAAGAUAUCCCAAGGUAGCACAGGCUCCCAUGGAGCCACAUCCGCAGCACCCACCCCAUCGGCCAGUGGGGGAAGUCGGAAAAGAUUAGGGCAGCAUAUUCCAAGACAAGCUGUUCCUGUGUCGGUCCCAAAGCCAGUUCACGGUGGAGCAGAGGGAGAGAAAAGAGAGAAGGAGAAUGAAGAAGAUUUGGCAAAGAAGAGGAAAGUUGGAGGUGCGAUUGGUGAUCAAAGCAAGAGGCGUUCACCUCGAUUGCAAAAAGGAAGAGACCAUGCUCGUUCUCCUCGUCCCGUAGAACUCAAUCACUCCUUCCAGUCGUCGUUUGGUGGUGAUUUUGACUUUGACGAUGAUGUUCUUCUAGCUGUUGAGAAGGCAGAGGCAGACUUCAACAAGAUUCAAGAGGAUGCUGUCCCUCUCCAAGAAAAAACUCAGCCAAAACAGAGUUGUGAACCCACAGGCUCAAGAACUGUACUGGGUGUUCAAGGGGAGAUUUCUAGCAAGAAAGAAGUAUUUUCUGGUCACAGUGCGAAAAGUUUAGGCACUUCUUCAGGGUUUGUCAUUAAUUGUACAGCAGUCGGUGAGAAUACAUGUAAGUCAGCAGUUAGAAGAAAUUCUGGAAUUGAAAAAGCAGGUGAAAUUGUAAAUAAACAGGAGAGGACUAAGGCCAAAAAUUUGACAAAGAUAGAUGAUAGAAAAUGUUCCCCAUGUCAUGCAGUAGAUGUAAGAAGUGACCCUGAUAGGAAAGGAGAGGUCAGUCUUCCUAAACAAGUGCAAUACACAGCAAUCAUCGCUACAGAUGCAAGAAGGGACAGUGACAUCCCUCAAAAGAGUAACGUCUCUCCUUCAGAUCUAUCACACAUGCCAAAGAUUUGCCAGCUGAACAAAAAUAGCACCAAGAAAGGAAAUAAACAUGCACCUUCUAACCAACCACUUCGAGAAGCUACCACAAAGACUUCUUUCAAGACUGCUGGUAAUAGCUCUUCUGCCCAUUCACCAGUAAAGGUCAAAGGGAACAUUUCCAGACAAGGUUUAUCCGAUGAGGUGAGACAUUCAGGAGAAGGUCUGACCCUCAAAGGAAGCACUAGCACAUUCCUUGAUUCGAUACUGGUGGCAGAUGCAGAGGUACCAGAUGGGCAGAAGGAGGCCGUGGUCUUCUGUGAGGACUCGCAAGAUCAGGAUAAUGAUAUUCCAUGGUCAAAAACUGGUGCGAUGUCGGGGAAACACCAGGACCCUGUGAAAUUCCCGCAUAGUGUGAAGCCUCAUCAAGCUAGUUCUCUUGGAAGAGGAUUUACACCUGGGAAAAGUAUCAGGACUGGACAGAAGGCAAGCAAGAAGAACCCACAAGGUUAUGCAACCCGUCGUUCAUCGACUAGCCCCACUAAUACUGCAACCACGCCCAAACCUAUCAAUCGCUCCACCCACAAGAGAUCCCCUCCCUUGACCCCCAUCUCCCCUCCUCCCUCCACCUCCCCUGCCCGUGACCAGCUGCUCCUGUCGUCAUGGGGUCUGCCAGACGUUGUUCUCCAGCAGUACCACCGGGCUGGCAUCACCAAGAUGUUCCCCUGGCAGGUGGAGUGCCUGGGGGCAGGGCGGGUCCUGGAAGGAGGGAACCUGGUCUAUGCAGCGCCCACCAGUGCAGGUAAAACCCUUGUUGCAGAGCUUCUGGUCUUGAAGAAGAUCCUGGAAACUAAAAAGAAAGCCCUGAUUAUACUACCCUUUGUAUCGGUUACAAGGGAGAAGAUGUUCUACUUACAGUCUAUGUUUUCUGAGGCUGGGGUACGGGUUGAUGGAUUCAUGGGCAGCCAUUCCCCUCCUGGGGGCUUAGCAAGUACAGACAUUGCAAUAUGCACCAUAGAGAAAGCAAACAGUCUGAUCAACAGACUACUAGAAGAGAAGACAAUUGGCCAACUCGGUAUAGUUGUGGUAGAUGAGCUGCAUAUGAUAGGGGAUUCACACAGAGGGUAUCUACUGGAGCUCUUACUUACGAAGAUCAGAUACGUGACAGCAACCACAUUGAAGUCUCCCGGGGACGUCUCUCCAUCUCUCAGUAAUCCUAUUCAGAUUGUAGGCAUGAGUGCUACCCUGCCCAACCUAGACCUGCUGGCACGCUGGCUGGAUGCGGACCUCUACCGUACGGACUUCAGACCCGUACCCCUCACAGAGCAUGUCAAGAUUGGCAAGGCUGUCUUUGACUCCUCCAUGUCAAAGGUCAGGGAGGUCAAGCCACCAUUUGAGGUCAAAGUCGAUGAAGACCAAGUGUUCUCCUUGUGUUUGGAGACGAUUUCCAAGGGCAACGGUGUGCUGGUGUUCUGCCCCACCAAGAACUGGUGCGAGAAGCUGUGUGAGAUGAUGGCUAGAGAGAUCUAUAACAUGCAUCAGGGGCAAGUCACCACAAAUCAAACAGGUUUUGUGAAAGCAUCCAACAUGCUACCUUUGAAGCUAGACCACGCCUCUCUGAGAGAUGUCGUGGAGCAGCUGAGAAGGACACCGGUCAGCAUCAACUCAGUCCUCAGAAAGACUAUCCCAUGUGGCGUCGGCUACCACCAUGCAGGACUCACAUUCGACGAGCGAGACAUCAUAGAGGGCGCUUUCCGUCACGGCUUCCUCAAGAUCCUGGUGGCCACUUCCACUCUCUCCUCGGGGGUGAACCUUCCUGCUCGGAGGGUCAUCAUCAGGUCAAUAAUGUUCAACCGAAAGGUCAUUGACCCCCUGACCUACAAGCAGAUGAUCGGAAGGGCUGGGAGGAAAGGAAUCGACACAGAAGGGGAAAGCAUCUUGGUAUGUAAGACAACGGAGAGAGACAAGGCAUCUAAACUGAUGAGAGCUGAGCUACCACCAGUCCAAAGCUGUCUGAUUAAGAGCCAGGGUGAUGACCUCAGUAACAGCCUUAAGAGGGCCAUCUUGGAGAUCAUUGCUAGUGGUGUAGCGUCCAGCCCUACGGAGGUUCAGGCGUACGCAUCCAGCACACUCCUGGCUGCAAGUCUAUCAGAGGUCAAGACAGAUGAUCAAGGGUCAGGGGUCAACACGGGGUCAGCAGUAUUGUCUUGCGUCAAGUUUCUGGAAGAAAAUGAGUUCAUUAGACUACAGAAUGUGGAGUGUGAAGGUGAGACGACAGAGAAGUAUUGUCCAACCCAGCUUGGUAAGGCUACCUUGUCUUCAGCGCUCUCACCGGGUGAAGCUCUCCAGGUGUUUGCUGAACUGCAGAAGGCUCGCAAGAACUUUGUCCUGGAGAACGAACUUCACAUCCUGUACCAGGUCACUCCAAUCUACAACCAGGGCUUCCAGCCCGACUGGUACCAGUUCGUCUGCACCUGGGAGAAGAUGUCAUCGGAUCAGCGGAGGGUGGCCGAGCUGGUUGGGGUGGAGGAGUCCUUCCUGAUGAGGGCUAGCCAGGGCCUCGUCUCCAGUGCCUCCCGCUCGGCCAACGUCCAGAAGAGCAUUGCCAUCCACCGGCGAUUCUACACCACCCUCAUCCUGCACGAGCUGGUCAACGAAGUCCCACUGCCGACUGUCGCCGCCAAGUACAGCUGUGGCUUUGGGCAGCUGCAGUCGUUGCAACAAUCUGCCAGUACAUUCUCAGGCAUGGUGACGGUCUUCUGUAGCCGACUGGGCUGGUGGAACCUGGAACUCCUCCUGGCCCAGUUCAAGAAUCGACUCAACUUUGGGAUCCAACGGGAGCUCUGCGAUCUGGUCCGGAUCUCUCUCCUAAACGCCCAGCGGGCCAGGCUGCUCUACGAUGCCGGCUACCCCACCGUGGCUGCAGUGGCAACCUGCAACCCGGAUGAUGUGGAAACCCUGCUCAGAAAUUCUGUGCCAUUCAAAAGUGGUAGACAAGCUCAUGGUGAAGACGCCUACGAGGCGGUGGAGAGGAAACAAACCAGGUGUAUCUGGGCCACCGGAAGGAAGGGAUUGACGGAGGCUGAGGCUGCCAAGCUCAUUGUCUCCGAAGCCAGGCAGAUUGUCCAGGUUGAGCUCGGUGUGGCCGAUGUUGCCUGGGGAAAGGAGGAAGAGAAGGAUGACACCAAAGCGGACAACGUUGGUCAGAAAAUGGUAGCUAAGGAUAACACCAAAGCAGACAACGGUGGUCAGAAGACGGUAGCUAACGAUGACGGACCACGAGAGGGCGCCAGAGACGGGGACAAAGGACCUGAGGCGGGAUUAGAGCAUGUGUCAGAGGGCAGCGAUAGAAGUGGUAACAUCAUGAUCAGUUGUAACGGGAAUCCCAUCCCCGAGAAACACCUGGAGAAGGAAUUGAUACUGGUGAAGGGGCGUGACCAGGUUGCACCUGAAGAAAGUCCAGCAGUAGAUGAACCCAUCCCUAAUAGGCCAAGUACAUCAUCAAAGUCUGUUGAAAUUCAUGGAAACUCUUUCAGUAAUUUCAAUGUAAGACAUCCAGUUUUAAAAGAAGUUGUUACUAAACCAUCUGAUAGUUCUGGAGAGAAGUUUGAUGAUGUGCAGAGAGACACUAAGGCAGAAGCAGAGAGCUGUAGUACCAAGGGAGUAGCCAAUGAGACAUCUGGUAGUGAGUGUUCCUCUACUAGAUUCAGUGGAAGAAAAAACAGUUUCAAACACCCAUCUGUUCUAAGAAGUACAGAUGCCAAAGACAGCUCAAAGAAAGAAAUGGUGGUGACUGUCCAAGUACAUGCCAAACCUCAAAAUCGCAAAAUAGAUGCAGAACAAAUGUUUCCACAGGUUCCUUCAAAACAGCCCAAGAUCAUCACAAAUAAGAAUAAGAAUGAAAUAGCGAGGAAAGAAUCCACCCUAGAAAAGAAGGACAUACCUGUACAUUUUGCUUCAAGCUCUACCAAAGAAAAAAGUCAUGAGAUCAAGGAGCAAGAAGAAAUGGCUAAAGGAAAGAUAACUUCAACACCUAUUACAGCAGAGGACAAAGAGACACAUCAUCAAGGUCGGGAGAAGGAAACAUCUCCAGAGCUGUUCUCAUGUCCUUUAGAUGAGGGUGGUCUGGAGGAGGCACUGCAGCAGAUGGUAGAAGAGUUUGCUUCUCCUGCAAGAGGUCCAGGAGAUGGACAACUCCUGGAGUGUUCUUCUCCUGGAAGAGGUCCAGGAGAUGGACAAGUCCUGCAGGACAAGGGCAGUCACAGCAGAGAUGGGGAUGGAAUGUUAGUUGGUGAAGAGGAUGGGAUCAGUCCGACGUUCCCAUCCAUGGAUUCACAGCUGGAGCAGUACAUGGCCGAGUAUUGCACUCAAAACGACAUUGUGGCUGAAUCAGCUAGUCCUGAUCUUGAUGCUGGCAAGAAGAGCGGAAGGGAGCAUUUGAGAAACUCUCAAGAUAUUCGAACAGAUGAUAAACUACCAAGUGGUCCAAGCACAAGGGAAACUGCCUUAGCAAUCAACACUGUAGAUGGAACUACGGUAACAAGUCAUAGCUCAAGUGCCCCUACAGAUACAGUUGCACCAGAUCAAGCGAUUGAUGCGGAUGCUGAAGAAACUGUCCAGAAUCCAGACAGCGAUUCUCAUCCACUGGUAGAGACAACCCAGGAUGUACUACUAGCUGCAGACAUGUGUGAGUUAUUUGACUCAUUCUCAUGUAGCAUUCAGGCAUCAGUUACCUCAGAGACCAAUCCAAGUAAAGCUAUACCCCCUCUGAUUCACACUGACCAGGUAUUAUCCCAUUCAGGUGAAAGAGGUACCAGACUUACUGCUGGAUCUCCUGAAAACUAUGAGAAAGAUGUUAAGCUUGUAAACGCUCCCUCUGCGGCCGCGAAGUCCCCAACAGCAACUGUAACAGAAACUACCACAUACAUGAUGCAAAGAGGUACAGACAAAUCAGAGGCCCAAGGCUGUCAAACUGAUGAUGCCAUGCAGAUAUCUUCAGAUGAAUCUUUCUCAUACUUGGAGACUCCUGAUGAUAAUGAAAUCUUGGAUUCAGAUCCCCAAAAUGCUACCAUGAUUUUUGUUGGAAAAUCCAAACAGUCAUGUACAAAAUCUUGCACCAAGGAAUGUACAAAACAUCCAGAUGUUGUUCGCAGCAAUGCGAAAGGCGCCACAUUGUAUCCAAAGGUAAAAUUAUCAACCAGAAAGGAAAACACUGCACAUAAGGGCACUGCAAAGCAGAUUAUUGGGAAGCAAUCAUUUGUAGGUAUCCAGAAACCUUCAAAGUCGGUAGAAUGUUCCAAUGGAAUAGUGAGUGGCACCUCUGGAAAUAGACAAGCAGAGUUUCAUCAGCUUGCUUCUUCUAAAGGACAUCACAAAGUAUCUGUAUCAAGUAAGACUGUGUCCAAGAAAGCGAGUUUAGCACCAUUAGCAUCAAACAAGCCAUCCAAAUGUGAGUCAUCCUCAAGAACAGUUGCAGAUGAUGUGCUUUUCUCUCCCGAGAGGGAAAACACAGUCCACAGAAAUGCAGGCAGUCUCCUGAGUCCAGGCACUAUGGCCAUGCUGGACCUCUUUGCUGGUGAAGAUGAUGAUAUGUUCACUCAGCUGAAGGAAACGCCAAAGAGUAAGACCAAAGACAAGACGGUCCUUGCGGGUAAAGACAUGAAUGUAAGCAAGAUCGACACCAAGGGUGUCAGUAAGGUCAGUGGAGGAAGAGACGUAAAGCAGAACAAGUCACAGAUUAAGGACAAAGGUGCAAUCCCAUCACGCAAGGAUAGUGCAAUAGCUUUGAGCAGAGAACACCCAAAGAGAAAGAAUGAGCAAAAGGAUAGCGGAUCUCCACCGAAGCGGCAAAGAACCCCGCCAAAGGCUUAUCCUGCUGUUCAAGAAGAAAGUGGAAGUGCAAUAGCAAAAGGCCCUGCAGGUGUGGUUUUCUCCUCAGACUCGGAGCAUCCUGAAAGGAGAACCAGUGAUACAGGAGAUUACAUCCCUCCAACUCCUCCCAGGACAAGACAGACUACUCCAAGGAUCUCAAAGGCCUCUGGGACACAGAAGCCAAAGAGCAAAACAGGACAAACACAGCAAUCUGGUAAGAAGAAGAAAACCCAAGAAAAAUCCCAGCAGAUUUCAAAAAGAACAUCCCCAAGAGCAUUGACCAGGAGUAGACAGAAUCUAGAGGCAGUCAUGGAAGAAAGGCACGCCAUUACCAAAGACGCUCCUGAUGGUUUUAGGGACACCAAGGACAAAGGCCUUCCAAAGACAAACACGAAACUACAUAGGACAAGUCCCGUUGAAAGCAACCAGCUACCUCCUGACAGAACUGCAGGUCAAACGAUUGAUGUGCCCAGGAUUCCAGCUAUAGCCAUGACACCCAGUUUUGACAGUGAAAUGCUAUGCCAAGACAGUGAAGACCUGUUCUCACCUAAACCCAUUGAAUCUCAGGAUGCCCUCAACAUGGGAAUGGACGAAUUUGACUUCAGUCUAAAGUUCAGCCUAGACAGCGACUCUGAAAUACCACCUUCUCCACAUCCUGUCAUCAUCGCCACCACCUCAAGGCAGCAGCAGAACCACCACCAGCAGCAGUCCUUGAUGUCAUCCUUCACUCCAUCAUUCUCCUUUCCCCAGUCCUUCAGCUGCUCUCCCGCCGUACCUUCAUCGGACAAUGCCUUCACCAUCGUAGACGUCUGUGCCAAUGUGGACCUCUUCAGUACAUUUUUGUCAGAGUGGAAGCGGAAGACGCGCUACGCAGUGGCUGUGGCCUGUGAGAAGUACCAUCCUCCUGUCCAAGGUGCCACAAUUGGAGGGAAUUUCAAGAAACCUGGCACAUCCACUCGUAAGGAGGUUCAGUCCAAACCAGAUGGCUUCCCUAUAGAGAACCUUGAGCUCCUGGUGACAGGCAUAGCUGUGUGCUGGGGUGGCAAAGAUGCUUACUUUGUCUCUCUUCAAAAAGAGAUUACUGAAGGUAAUGCAGAUGACACGCUUGCACCACCGGACAAUGCCCCUAACCUGUCGGUCAGCGACAGGCUGAGUAAGAUCAGACCAGUCUUGGAGAUAGAGAAGCUGGGACGGACUGCCAAGGCAAAGUAUCACCGUAAGGUUGUGUUUGGAGCUAAGCACCAGUAUAAGAUCCUGUCUCAAGCCUGCGGGUGUCUCCUAGCGGGCUCCCUGGAAGACCCUAAGAUAGCACAGUGGCUGAUAGACCCUGGUAGCAAAGAACCUAACCUACAAUCACUGGUCACACAGUAUACACCUACUGAUGCUUAUCUCCUAGAAGCUCUUGGAGGUGGCAUAGGCCUAGGAGGGCCAGGGGUUAGUCCAGAGACGAACGGAUCCAGUAGACUGAGGGCUACUACUGAAGCAGUCCUGUCCCUUCAGGUCAUGGACACCAUGCAGAAGCAGCUAGAGGAGAUGGACCUGUGGCAACCAUUUACAGAUGUUGAGAUGCCAUCCAUUGUGACCCUAGCCAGAGUGGAGCUGAACGGUAUCGGGAUAGACGGGGCAGAGUGCGAGACACAGAAGGCCGUGAUGCAGGCUAAGCUGAAGUGCUUGGAGGAAGAGGCCUACAAGAUAGCUGGCCAUGGCUUCUCUCUCACGUCACCAGACGAUGUUGCACAGGUUUUGUACACAGAGUUGAAGCUCCCGCCCAACGGCGACCCCUCUUCCCUCUCCACGUCUGCCGCGGCCCCCGCACGGCGCACCCUCGGAGCAAGAGGGCGCCCUCGCUUGUCCAAGCAUUUCAGCACCUCCAAGGAUGCCCUGGAGAAACUCAAGCCCCUCCAUCCUCUCCCCGCCCUCAUCCUGGAGUUCCGUCGGAUCUCGGCUGCCGUGGCCAAGGUGGUGUUCCCACUCCAGAAGGAGAAGGUGCACAACGGCAGACUCGACAUGGACCGGGUCUUCACUGUAUAUCAGACUCACACAGCUACGGGUCGUGUUGCGACCUUUGAACCCAACAUCCAGGCAAUACCCAAGGAGUUUGACAUUGACAUGCCGUCUGUGAUUGGGGAGAGUCCGCCUGGAGGGGGCGCUGCAGCAGGGACUGGCUCGUUUGCUCCUUCAGCAGUCUCGUCGUGUCGCGGCAAGAAGGGCCGAAUGACCAGGAUUGGGGCAUACACCCCACUGACCAUGAGUAGCGGACCCACCCCCAAGCCUGGUCCCAAGUUUGCAGUUUGUAUCAGGAAUGUCUUCUGCCCUUUUAAAGGUGGAUUAAUGCUAGCUGCCGACUACUCUCAGCUGGAGCUACGUCUCCUGGCACACCUUGCCAAGGACAGGUGCCUCAUGGGCAUCCUGAACAGUGGCAGCGAUGUCUUCAAGCAGAUCGCUGCCAAGUGGAAGCACGUGGAUGUGGACAGCGUGUCGGCCGAACAGAGACAACAGGCCAAGCAGAUGUGCUAUGGGAUGAUCUACGGUAUAGGAGCCAGAGCUCUGGGGGAGCAGCUUGGGGUGUGUGAGGAGGAUGCUGCUGCCUUCAUGGAGUCCUUCAAGUCACAAUACAAGGGCAUGAAGAACUACCUCCUAGAGGUGGUCAAGCAGUGCAGAGAGAAAGGCUACGUCCAGACACUGACCGGUCGAAGGCGCUACCUCCCGGCCAUCCACCACACCAACCCCGGGGCCAGGAACCAGGCCGAAAGACAGGCGGUCAACACCACUGUCCAGGGUUCGGCCGCUGACCUGGUCAAGACGGCCAUGGUCAAGAUUGACCGGAGGCUGGCUGUGGAGUAUCCGGCCACCAAGAGGAGCCAUAAGCACAAGGAGGAAGAGGAAUCAGGGACAGCUCCUGGUCGUCGGAAGAGCAGAAGACUACAGACCUCCACCACCGGCUUCACUCCCCCUGGAGCCUUCCUGGUGCUGCAGCUACACGAUGAGCUCAUCUACGAAGUCAGGAGGGAGGAUGUAGAUCAGGUGGCACAGCUGAUUAAGACCGAGAUGGAGAAUGCAAUGAAACUCUCUGUGAGGCUACCCGUUAAGGUUAAGUUUGGACCUACAUGGGGCACGCUUGAAGAAAUGGAUUUGUGAGGAGGGAGUGUGCUCAGAAUGUGGCACAGCUUAUUAUGACCGAGAUGGGGAUUGCGAUGAAACCUUCUGUGAGGUUACCUGUGAAAGUGAAGGUUGGACUGACGUGGCACACUCAAAGAAAUGGACUUAUGGAGAGGGAGGGUGUUGAAUAGGUGGCUCAGCUUAUUAUGACUGAGAUAGAAAAUGAACUUUGCCUCUUCCAGGGGCGUGAUUCAAUAAAGUGACAUAUGAGGAGGGAGUAUAUUUAUCAGGUGUUACAGCUGUUCAAAAGAGAGAUGGAUAGCGCUAUAAAAUGGAAUUGUGAUGCAGAAAUAGUAUCUCAUUUCACUUGGCCACUCACUUCCACAUUUCAACGGUAAUUUACCCCCUCCCCUCCCUUCUUCAAUCUUACAAUUCAAACUGGUAAGAUUUUAAUUAUCUGAAUUAUGCAAUUUAUUCAAGGACUCUCUCUCCCCCUCAUGUGUUAGUCUAGGUAUAAUAAAUUUAGGAUUCCAUUUUGAGAGUAUAUUUUGCAAAACUCAUAUGUGCACAUAUUGUGGCAUUCAUCAAUGAAUUCAGUUUAAACAAGUAUUUCUAUCAAUUUCCAUAUUUUGUAAUAUUCAACAUUUUCAAAAUUUCAAAUUUAGUAUGAGAUAGUAUUAUAGUAAAUUGAAUGUUUAUAUUUCAUUUGAUUUUGACAUUGCAGUAUAUUGUUAUGAAAUGAACUACACAUGUAAAGACAAAUAUUGAUGAUAUAUGCAUUUGUAGGCCUAUUCCAUUUUUUAACAUUGUGUGAAUAACUCAUAUGUACACAUAUUGUGGUAUUUAUCAUUGAAUUUGGUUAGACAAAUGUUUAACAAAUUCAAAAAUGUGUCAUAUUCAGAAUUAUUGUUAUGAAAUGAACUACUUGCUUAAAGAAAAAUGUUGAUGAAAUGUGCACCUAUUCAAUUUUUUAAACUAUUGUGUAAAUAUCUUAACAUUUUAACUAUUUUGCCAUCUCCUUUGUACAUCUGAAUAUAUUGUAUGUAUGUAUAUCUUUAUGCAAAUUUUUUCAGGUAUUGAAAUGAUUUUCUAGAAUUUAUAUGUAUGAAUUUUCCAAUUUUAUCUGCAUGUAUUCAAAUUAUGCACUGCUGACAUAUUGUAUAUCUCAUUCACUAUACCUUGCUAUAAUGUAAAUGCAUGGCUGUCCAUAAUGAAAAUAAUUUUCCAAACACAUAUACUAGACUAAAAAUUGAUUUUGUUGUUCAACGUUUAUUUUCAACGACAAGAGUCAAUAAAUACGAAAAUACAUGAAAUAUUGGAAUGAAAUACAGUGUGUGCUUGCCUCAUUUUCAGCAGUGACUUGACUGAAGGGUGAUAUAAUGUACAUAAUCAAAGGGUGAACGAAAUAAACUUAAUUUCCCAACCCACUUUGUUCCGUUCCGAAACUUGAAUGAUGAAUUGUUGAAUCCUGCCACCUAGUGUCCUAGUCCUAUUAUAUCGCAUACAUACAUGAUUCCAAUAAAUGAUUUUUCCGCUCGGAGCGAGAAGGGUACGGCUCUAAACAGUCUAC